AAAAUAUAGGUUAAUCAAAGCAAUAUAUUCAGAAGUGACUGUGCAAAUGCAUUUUAGUACAAGCUGGAUGUAUAGCUUUUUCUCCCAUCCCAUACUACGUAACUGGGUGCUACAUUAUACUGUCACCAUGGCACAUCACAUACACAAAUACAUAAAGGCUGAGAGGAACAGGAAAUGUAGCAACGUGUGGAUGUAAAAACCAAGGAUCAACCUGGAAAUUGUAAUAAAUGAUUAGCAGUAUUUCAGUGGCAGAGGUGGGUGCCCUUGUCAUUUCCUGAUGCUGCUAUGCAGAGACAGUGCGGUGGCUGCGUUGAGGGGGCAGUUAUCCCUGUCUGUGAUCAGUGACCAUUAGGAUGCUAGGAGAAGGGGGAGGGGUGGUAGUAGUGGGGAAAUGGGGCGGUCUCUCUGAAGGAGGGAGGUGGACACAUUGCCUGUGCACAAUUGGAGGCAGCAAGGAGUGGAGCUGCAUCUGUGUGAGGCGACAGAAAGAACCUGCAUGGAAUGGAGGAGCACUAGAGCAGCACUGUCGCUGUCGGCGAGACUCCCACCACCACUGCUGCUAUGGAUUAAUGGCAGAGACUCAGAGCAGCUCUGUGAUGCCCGAGGGACCAGCUGUGUGGAUCCGCUGCCACCUCUGAUACGAUGCUUAGAGCAGGAGGGGUAGGCACCUCUCUUGCACUGUUGCUGCUGCCGCCGUUGCUGUGCUGCUGCCACCUUUGCCACUCACUACGGAUUCCAAAGCUCUCCUCCUAUGCAAAAGCAGAGGACAAGCUGUUCAAAUACCUCUUUGGAAAUUAUCAGAAAUGGGUUCGUCCGGUGGAACAGCUAAAUCAGACGAUCUGUGUGAAGUUUGGACUGGCUAUCUCCCAGCUCGUUGACGUGGAUGAGAAAAACCAACUGAUGACAACCAAUGUGUGGAUGAGACAGGAGUGGACUGACAUGAAACUCAGGUGGAUCCCUGACGACUAUCUGGGAAUCACAACCAUCCGCGUCCCUUCUGACAGGAUCUGGCUCCCAGAUGUUGUAUUGUAUGAUAAUUCAGAUGGACGUUUUGAGGGAACUGUCACCAAAGCAGUUGUAAAGUAUGAUGGGACCAUUUUAUGGUCACCACCCGCCAAUUACAAGUCAGCCUGCACCAUUGAUGUUACCUUCUUCCCAUUUGACCUCCAGAACUGUUCAAUGAAGUUUGGCUCCUGGACAUACGAUGGCUCCCAGGUGGACAUCAUUCUGGAGGACUUCCAUGUGGACAAGCGAGACUAUUUUGACAAUGGUGAAUGGGAGAUAGUGAAGGCCACAGGCAGCCGUGGUCUGAGGACAGAUGACAACUCUUCCUACCCCACCAUCACUUACUUCUUUAUCAUCCGCAGGCUGCCUCUCUUUUAUACACUAUUUUUGAUCAUCCCCUGCAUUGGCCUGUCCUUCCUCACCAUCCUUGUUUUCCAUUUGCCCUCCAAUGGUGGGGAGAAGAUCUCUCUCUGCACAUCAGUGCUGGUGUCGCUCACUGUUUUCCUUCUGGUCAUUGAGGAGAUUAUCCCCUCCUCUUCAAAAGCUAUCCCUCUCAUCGGGGAGUACCUGGUCUUCACCAUGAUCUUCGUCACACUGUCUAUCAUCAUCACCGUUUUUGCCAUCAACAUCCACCAUCGCUCUUCCUCUACACAUCACGGCAUGGCACCUUGGGUGAGAAAGAUUUUCCUACAUCGAUUGCCGAAGCUGCUGUGCAUGCGCAGCCAUGUGGACCGUUAUGCCACAGCAGCAGUGACCAGGGCGAGAGGAUCAGGAGGGCUGGGCAUGAUGAAGGACUCAGCACCUGAGGUCACCCCUCUACUCUACACCAGACAUAACCUACAAGCAGCUUUGGAUUCUAUUCGAUACAUAAGCAUGCAUUUGGUGAAAGAAAAUGAGGUCAGAGAGGUGGUACAAGACUGGAAGUUUGUGGCCCAAGUUCUGGAUCGAAUGUUUCUCUGGGCUUUUCUCCUGGUGUCGAUCCUGGGCUCCGCUUUCCUCUUCAUCCCGGUUAUUUAUAAAUGGGCCAACAUUGUCGUCCCUAAUCAUGCUGGAAGUACCCUGUAAGAACCGCAGUUCAGCUAACCACAAAUGGAGGGAAACGUGAACAGCUCACUGUGGGUCCUGUUGUGCAGACUGAGAUACUGGGAUCACGGUCGUUCUGUAAGCUACAAGCUAUGCCAGAGCUGAAGCUGCAGAGCUGGCUGCAUCUCACAGAGACAUGUUUUUUAGAAAAAUAUUUGAAUUCUGCAUUUCUGAGUUUGAAGUGAAAUGAAAUGACUCAGUUGAUUACAUGUACUACAUACUAUACAGUACUACUUAGUGUAUAAGACAAAAAUACAACACUUAGCCAUGUACUGUACAUUUUUGUCCAUAUCUCAAACAUCAGUACAUUUCAAUACAUUCAUUUUAUCUACUAUAGUAGGUGGGAUUUUGCACUGAGUCUAGUAGACAUUCAUAGAUACAAAAUAAAAAGAUGUCCUCGUAUUUAAGACAAAUAUCUGACUUGUGCUGAUGCAGGUUUCUGGGCAAAAUUAUGAAAGCCAAUUCAGUUUAGUUCAGUUCAUUUAAAUACAACUUUAUAUAUCCCUGGAAAGGCAGUUAAAAGGCAGCUUGCCAUCCAGAUAAACCAAUUCAUUGACACAAUAAACAGGAGAAGAACUCUUACAUAUUACACUGUGUGACUAUACAAUAUUUAUAGUAUUUGGAAAGACAACUACUUUGUCACUUUGGGGCAUAACUGAAAUAAAGGUGAUAAUUCAACA
Molecule: messenger RNA, 2768 nt
Organism: Monopterus albus (swamp eel)
Lineage: Eukaryota; Metazoa; Chordata; Actinopteri; Synbranchiformes; Synbranchidae
Gene: chrna5
Product: cholinergic receptor, nicotinic, alpha 5
Exons: 8
Coding region: 643-2070 (475 amino acids)
Biological process (GO): monoatomic ion transmembrane transport
Cellular component (GO): postsynaptic membrane
Molecular function (GO): acetylcholine-gated monoatomic cation-selective channel activity; transmembrane signaling receptor activity
Source: RefSeq, a predicted model, not a curated record